AUGCAAAAGCAGGCCCAGUCUUCCAAACAGUAUAAUAACACGGAACGCGGUCUUUACCUCUCUUCUACUUCAAUCAACACAAACCAAAAACACUCCUCUCGUCCUAAAUCUCCGACUCCUAGCGAUAUUUCCACCAGCACUACUCUGGUCAACCUCCCCAGAAUGACUCAACGAUCCGCCAGUCCCGUCCAGAUGUCUCCCCGCUCUUCCUUCAGCAGUCUUUCCCGCUCCGACUCUCACUCUCGGAAGCACGUCCGUCACUCCAGAAAGACUAGCGACGACUACCGCCGCUACAAUGGCACCGUGAACCACUACGGUCGUCACUCGAACGACUGGCUGUUCGGAGGAUUCAGUCUGCGCGAUACCGUUCGCGGUGGUGUCGAGCGACUCCGUCACCACAACCACCACGGAAACGAGGGCUGA
Aspergillus chevalieri is the source of this 423-nucleotide messenger RNA. RefSeq lists its product as uncharacterized. NCBI's taxonomy places the organism in Eukaryota, Fungi, Ascomycota, Eurotiomycetes, Eurotiales, Aspergillaceae. The record is from RefSeq and is a predicted model, not a curated record. The transcript has a single exon. Bases 1 to 423 code for a protein of 140 amino acids.